CCUCAUAUUUGCCGCAACAAGCAUAUAUAUCACCAAAGCUGGACGAAGCAAACCGAGCCAAAACGACGUGUCCAGACACGAAAAUACACAGCAUAGCAGUCGUCGUAUAGAUAUACAGUGAACAAGUGAUCGUUGGUCCAUGGCAGCCUCGCCGCUGCCGAGAUGGGCGCCGACACCAAGCCCGACCAGACCACUCAGGGUGUCGAGCGCCGGCGGCCAAACAGCCGUGUCUUCGUCAUCAUGGAGCUGGGCAUUCUGCCGCUCGUUCAUCGGCUCCGCCGUCGUCUACCCGCCGUGGAGGCGCUCUACACCACCGCCACCGCCACCGCCAGCGCCAGCGGGUGAUCCGGCGGCGGCCAAUGCUGCUGCGGACGAUGGUCGUCGUCACGGCCGGUUUUGCUCUCAUCCGUUGGACUGUGUUGGAGCCAGAGACUGCAGCCUUCCAGAGGACGCCGGCGGCGGCCGUGAGGUGUUCCUGACAUGGGAGGAUCUUUCGGUGACAGCGUCGUCGUCGACUGGCGGGAAGGCGAAACCCGCGGUAAUUCUCGACAAGAUCAGCGGGUACGCGCGCCCUGGUGAGGUGCUGGCCGUCAUGGGGCCUUCGGGGUGUGGCAAGACAACCCUACUUGAUGCCCUAGCUGGACGACUUGGUUCUGACAAGAGAAGGACGGCGGGUAACAUCUUGAUCAAUGGGCGACGAGAGAAACUUGCCUUUGGAACAUCUGCCUACGUGACCCAAGAGACGCUGCUGAUGGCGACGCUGACGGUGACGGAGGCCGUCCACUACUCGGCGCAGCUGCAGCUGCCGGACUCGGUGCCGCCGGCCGACAAGCGGGAGCGCGCCGACCGCGCCAUCAAGCAGAUGGGGCUCGCCGCGGUGGCCGGGCACCGGAUCGGCGGCCGCGUGUGCAAGGGGAUCAGCGGCGGGCAGCGCCGGCGCGUGAGCAUCUGCGUCGAGCUGCUGGCGUCGCCGGCGCUGGUGUUCCUCGACGAGCCCACCAGCGGGCUCGACAGCGCCGCGUCGUUCCACGUCAUGAGCCGCAUCGCCGGGCUCGCGCGGGCCGAGAGGGUCACGGUCGUCGCCACCAUGCACCAGCCCAGCAGCGAGGUGUUCCAGCUCUUCCAUGGCCUCUGCCUCAUGGCGUACGGGAGGAUGGUGUAUUUUGGGCCAGCGUCGGAUGCCAUCCAGUUCUUUGAUUCGAAUGGUUACCCAUGUCCUAUGAGAAGGAACCCUUCAGACCACUUCUUGAUGAUGAUAAACAAAGAUUUCGAGGAACUUGAGGAAGAAGGGUCCACCGCCCUUCUGUUACCAAGUGCGACUGAAGUCAUAGAAACUUUGGUAGAUUCUUUAAUGUCUCAGAGAAGUUUGGCAAUAAGAAACGAAGCAUUAUUUAUGAUGAAACAGCAGGGCGCAGCUUUCACAAAGAAAAGGCAAGCUACUUUCUUGACCAAAUGUGUGGUGUUAACCAAGAGAUCAGUAAUCAACAUGCAUCGAGACAUGGGCUACUACUGGUUGCGGUUCGGUAUUUAUAUAGCCAUCUGUGUGAGCAUUGGCACCAUCUUCUUCAACGUUGGCUAUGGUUUUGCAUCGAUCCAAGCAAGAGCGUCUAUGUUAAUGUUUACAUCAACCCUAUUGACAAUGAUGUCAAUCGGGGGAUUCCCCUCGUUUGUCGAGGACAUGAAGGUGUUCAGAAAAGAGCAGCUGAAUGGGCAUUACGGUGCUACUGCAUUUGUCAUCGCUAACACGGUCUCAUCAACACUGUACCUGGGGAUCAUCUCCAUAAUACCGGGCGCAGUAUGCUACUACUUGACCGGGCUCCAGAGGCGCUUGGACCACUUCCUCUACUUCGCGGCGGUGCUAUGGGCUUGCACGAUGCUGGUCGAAGGGCUGAUGAUGAUCGUCGCUGCCCUUGUGCCUGAUUUCCUGCUGGGCAUAAUUACUGGCUCAGGGAUACAGGGCCUGCUAAUGCUCAACGCUGGUUUCUUCAGGCUUCCACACGACCUCCCCAAACCCUUGUGGAAGUACCCGACGUACUACAUCUCCUACCACAAGUACGCUACGCAGGGGCUCUACAAGAACGAGUUCCUAGGUUUAGUGUUCGAUGAUGGUGUGUUAGGAAAGGGGCUCACUGUUAGUGGUGACUAUAUACUGAGGACCAGCUUGCAGGUCGAGAUGGGCUACUCGAAGUGGGUGGACCUUGCAAUAUUGCUUGCCAUGGUCUUCAUCUAUCGGGUCCUUUUCUUAGUCACUAUUAAAGUAGGUGAGGCGGUCAAACCCAUGAUUAAAUGCAUGUCGAUUAAAGUUUAAGAAGGGUUUUAUAUGUUUUCUUUUCUUUUCUUUUCUUUUCUUUUCUUUACUUUAGCCAGAGAUAGAUAUGAUAUGAUGCCGCCGUCAGUUGGCUGCACAUCAUCAAUGCAUUGUAACAGUAUAAGCUUGUUCAACCUCCAACAAAUAAUGGACCUUGACAAAUUGUUGGGAGUUUAAGAAAUUCCUACAGAAUACGGAAUUCCUGCUGAA
Molecule: messenger RNA, 2518 nt
Organism: Zea mays
Lineage: Eukaryota; Viridiplantae; Streptophyta; Magnoliopsida; Poales; Poaceae
Product: ABC transporter G family member 11
Exons: 8
Coding region: 140-2308 (722 amino acids)
Cellular component (GO): membrane
Molecular function (GO): ABC-type transporter activity; ATP binding; ATP hydrolysis activity
Source: RefSeq, a predicted model, not a curated record